AUGUUCAAGUAUCGGAUUCGCAUGUUUUUUAAUGAACUGAAAGUGCUAGUUUUGAUGCGAUCUGGCUCCCGGCGGGCCGAUUCGGAAGCUGACCCAGACAGACGUUCAGGAGGCAUGAGGGGACUCGGGGUUGGAGGCUGCGGGUGGCCUCCGUUCGACUGCACAUCCCGGAAUGACGAGGAGGAGUACUACGGCACGGAUACCCGGCCGCGGAGCCUGGCGUUCGAGGAGAAGGACACGAAGCUUCAAGCGGGGCUGGACGCGGUGUCUCUCACCAGCACCAUGGACAGCGGCAUGCGCUCACCGCAGUGCCGAAUCUGUUUCCAAGGUCCCGAGCAGGGGGAGCUGCUGAGUCCGUGUCGCUGUGACGGCUCCGUGCGCUGCACCCACCAACCCUGCCUCAUCCGCUGGAUCAGCGAGAGGGGCUCCUGGAGCUGCGAGCUCUGCUACUUCAAAUACCAUGUGCUGGCCAUCAGCACCAAGAACCCCCUGCAGUGGCAGGCCAUUUCCCUGACGGUGAUUGAGAAGGUCCAGAUAGCGGCCAUCAUCUUGGGUUCCUUGUUCCUCAUCGCCAGCAUCUCCUGGCUGGUCUGGUCCUCCCUCAGCCCCUCGGCCAAGUGGCAGCGCCAGGACCUGCUCUUCCAGAUCUGCUACGGCAUGUACGGAUUCAUGGACAUCGUCUGUAUAGGCCUUAUAAUCCACGAGGGCUCGUCAGUAUACCGGAUAUUCAAGAGGUGGCAGGCGGUAAACCAGCAGUGGAAAGUGUUGAACUAUGAGAAGGCCAAGGACCUGGGGGACCCCCUAAGCAGCUCGGGGGGCAAAGGGGGCGGGGGGCGGGGGUCCCGGGGGGGCGGCGGAGGGCCUCACGGCUCGGGCCUGAGCGACCGCGCGGGGCGCACGGGCCAGCGCGUAAGGACUAUACUCAACCACCACUGCGGCUACACCAUCCUCCACAUCCUGAGCCAGCUCCGACCCACAGACCACCGUCUGGGCUCGGCCACCAACAGAGAGGUGGUGAUGAGAGUCACCACCGUAUGAGAGUCGCCACCCCUCCCUCAGCAUGGGGCCGCCCCAUUGGACGAGAGGGCGAAGUGAUGGGUGUGAUGAUGGGCUGGCUAGCUGGCUGGCUGGAUGUGAGUGGUUAGGUUGGUUGGUGGACGCACGCAGACUACUGGACGUCCACCUCCACACGUUCGCCUUCAGACAGUCGCGCCUCUCUGUUUGUCUCUGUCACCCAUUUUGAGAUAUCAAGGGACCCGUGACAACAGCAACAACAAAAAAGACUGACAUUGCUCACCUCUCUCUUCAAACGCCUUGUACUCUCACCUCUCUCAGUACCCGCUGGGAUGCCAUGGCUCUUUUCAAAAGCCGUCUUUGGUGAACAAAAGCGCUGGGCAAAAUGGGUGCCCAGCUGUCGCCUGAGGCAUAGUCCUCUGACGGGACUGUGAGCAGUGUGUUUUUUUAAGUGCUACAUUUACCAGUGUGGAUUGUGACAAGGAAACUAUUAAGUUUUAAAAAAAAUGAAGGUAAUAAACAUAAAAAAACUGUUUGGGGAAAAAAAGAAACUAAAAGGCUUCAACUUCUAAAAGCUGGAGGGCUUUUUCUUUCCUCAGCUGAAAUAUACAAAGCAUUGCCAUGUAUCCUGUUCUUCUGUUUUCUAAGACAAACAAUGACAAAAAAAGAGGAAAAAAUACUGUGGAUAUUGUUACUGAUUUUGAUUUUGAUAACCUAUAACAUGAUAUGGAAAACGUGGAAUUUCAUACUCCUCCUGCCCCCCUUCGUUUUUUUCUCAUCUAUGCUUUCGACCUGUUACGGCCGACCAUUCUUCUCUUUCUCACUGUCCAACAGGUGUUGUGGUGCAGAUCUCUCGCUCUCUCUCUAUCUGUCUGUCUCUAUGUCUGUAUCUCUUUCUCUCUAUCUGUCUCUGUCUCACACUCUUAUUUCUCUCUCUCCCUCUCUCUCUCUCUCUCUCUCUCUCUCUCUCUCUCUCUCUCUCUCUUUCUCUGUCUCUUCUGUGAUACUACAGUUCGAAGUGGCUCGUGUGUACUAUCACAAGGGCAUUCCCAAGUCCAAUACAAAACAUCUGAGUGCAAUAAGACUCCUGAAAGGAGAGGAGAAUAGCACAAAGGGGAAUUCCAAGAGUACAAAUCAUCUUCUGCAAUAAAGAA
Engraulis encrasicolus (European anchovy) is the source of this 2168-nucleotide messenger RNA. Its product is annotated as E3 ubiquitin-protein ligase MARCHF9-like. Gene Ontology annotation, biological process: protein ubiquitination. The record is from RefSeq and is a predicted model, not a curated record. Gene Ontology annotation, molecular function: zinc ion binding; ubiquitin-protein transferase activity. NCBI's taxonomy places the organism in Eukaryota, Metazoa, Chordata, Actinopteri, Clupeiformes, Engraulidae. The transcript has 4 exons. Bases 1 to 1038 code for a protein of 345 amino acids.